AUGGGUUUCGAGGGCGAGGCUCGCGUAGUCGUGGAGAAGGAAACCAUCGCCGAUCCGGCUCCUCUGGGGCUCGCGGCUUUCGCGCUCACCACCUACGUGCUCUGCGCGCACAAUGCAGGGUGGGCGCCCGACGUGAUCUGGGUGGGGCUGGCGUUCUUCUACGGCGGGUUGGCGCAGCUACUGGCGGGCAUGUGGGAGUUCAAGAAGAACAACACGUUCGGCGCCACCGCAUUCUCCACCUAUGGCGCCUUCUGGAUGGGCAUCGGCUUCUUCGUGCUGCUCAAGAUCCUCGGCUAUGUACGCUCCCCGCCUCCAAGCUCACCUCCCGUGCUCCUCGCUUUGAAUGCCCUUUGCUUGCGGCGCUCGCUGUUGUUCCGUACCCAAUUUCCCGUCGUUGCUCCUCUCAUUCUUUCCUCUUUGAUGUUUGCUCCGCUCGACCCUCAUUACUCCUCGUCUCCACCCAAUUCCGCACCGCCGCCGCGCGCCCGCUCAUAUGACGUGGCACGCCACCAGGUGAAGCUGGAGGCGGCGGACAUAUCGGAGGCGCUCGGGUGGUUCCUGUCGGGGUUCUUCAUCUUCAACAGCUACAUGACCAUCUGCGCGCUCAUGGCGUCGCAGGCCGUGCUGCUCGUCUUCGUGCUACUCGAGCUCACGCUGCUCUGCCUCUUCAUCGGCAACUUCAAGGGCCAGAAGCCCGGCGACAGCGGCUCCUGGAUCACUGCGGGUGGCUACCUCGGGAUCUUCACGGCCGUCGCAGGUACGCAGAGGCACCGGGGCGCAAGACGUAGUACUGUGCCGUAUAGCCACCGCGCAGAAGUGAACCUGGCAGACGAACGGAAACGGUCCCCUUGGUACCGUGUUUUCUGUCUUUAA
This is a messenger RNA of Closterium sp. Yama58-4, 873 nucleotides long. NCBI's taxonomy places the organism in Eukaryota, Viridiplantae, Streptophyta, Zygnematophyceae, Desmidiales, Closteriaceae. The record is from the annotation of a GenBank genome assembly.